Tachysurus fulvidraco (yellow catfish) is the source of this 3728-nucleotide messenger RNA. RefSeq names its product ELKS/RAB6-interacting/CAST family member 1a (gene erc1a). The record is from RefSeq and is a predicted model, not a curated record. NCBI's taxonomy places the organism in Eukaryota, Metazoa, Chordata, Actinopteri, Siluriformes, Bagridae. Gene Ontology annotation, biological process: regulation of synaptic plasticity; neuromuscular synaptic transmission; maintenance of presynaptic active zone structure. Gene Ontology annotation, cellular component: cytoskeleton of presynaptic active zone. Gene Ontology annotation, molecular function: structural constituent of presynaptic active zone. Bases 437 to 3370 code for a protein of 977 amino acids. The transcript is spliced from 20 exons.
UGGGAAAAGGAUGCUGCUAAUGUCUGCAAAUAAGAAAUAAUAAUACUAAUAAUAAUAAAAAAAAAUCAUCAAGCAAAAUAGAGAAAUAGGCUUCUGUAUGAAAGGCGCCGUUUGGACACUGGACACUGCAACACUUUAAACAACAGAUGAGGAGUGGAUACUAUUCUAUAGGCAAUAAAAGAGGUGGAUGGCUGGAGAAGGGCAAGGGGAGGAUGCAUGUAUAGCUGAAUAAUUGCACCAAGGGCACGGUAGGUGUUCCACGUUAGCCACGGACAGACCGUUCUCCCAGGCGGCUCAUAGAAAGCUGCUGUUCUUGUGCAAAGGGGAAAGUAAGAAUAUAUUGUUACAUACAAGAAGAAUGGCUGUUUUUUAACAGCUUGGGUGUGGUACAUACAUCUCCUGUCUUCAGUUGGUCUACUGGUUGUAUUCUGCCAGAAUGUACGGCAGCUCUCGCUCUGUGAGCAAAAUGGAAGGCAAUCACAGUGGGAGCCGGAACAGCCAGAGCAACUCAGGCCGUUCUCCCCGGCUGCCACGCUCACCCCGAAUGGGACACCGCCGCACCAACAGCAUGGGGGGUAGUGGUGGUGGGCCUGGUGGCCCUGGGGGCAAAACCCUCUCCAUGGAGAACAUCCAAUCCCUCAACGCUGCUUAUGCCACGUCUGGUCCCAUGUACAUGAGUGAUAAUGAGGUGGCUCUAGCCACCUCCUCUGACAUCCCAAAAAGUGGCAUGGCAACUGGGCGCUUCGGGGGCAGCAUCCCAUAUGGCGUGCGUGGAACAGUCACCGGAAGCACGCCUGACAUGGCCAUGGUGCCUACUGUGUCCACAGACUCCAUGAGCUUUGGAGGAGAGCUGCAUACAGCAUCCACUGUGCCACAUUCAUUGCGCCAGGCCAGGGACAACACCAUAAUGGAGCUGCAGGCGCAGCUGAAGGAGGUACUGAGGGAGAAUGAACUCCUGAGGAAGGAGGUGGAGGUGAAAGAAAGCAAACUCAGCUCAUCAAUGAGCUCUAUCAAGACCUUCUGGAGCCCUGAACUAAAGAAGGAGCGGGCACUGCGCAAGGAUGAGGCUUCCAAGAUAGCAGUGUGGAAGGAGCAAUACCGUGCCAUUCAGGAUGAGACUCAGCACCUGCAGACCACAGUGCAGGCGCUGCAGGCUGAGUUACGCAUCCAGCGUGACCUGAACCAGCUGCUCCAGCCGCCUGGGGAGCCGCUCGCACUUGAACCGGGCGAGGAGCAAGAAAGGCAAACUCGCGAGCUCAUCCUGCUCCGCCGCACCAUUCAGGAGAUGGAGCUGCGGCUGGAGACGCAGCGGCAGACACUGGUAGCACGUGACGACUCUGUCAAAAAACUGCUGGAGAUGCUGCACAACAAAGGGCCAUCAAGCAAGUCCAGUGAGGAGGACCACGAGCUCACAUGCCGUCUAGCUGAUGCGGAGAUGCAUGCACAUCACUUGGAGAACCUGCUAGAGCAGCGUGAUAAAGAGAUGGUGGCUUUGCGGGAAGAGCUGCAUCGACGCCUUGAAGGGACGCCGGAGUCUACAAAAACCAAAGCUCUGCAAACCGUCAUUGAGAUGAAGGACUCACAGAUCAGCUCUCUGGAGCGAGGACUAAGGGAGCUGGAAGACCAGGUCAUGAUGCUGCGCUCCAGUAACAUGCUCACAUGUGAGGAGCGACAAGAGGAGGUCAAGCAAAUGGAGGUUUACCGUAACCACACCAAGUUCAUGAAGAACAAGAUGGACCAGGUGAAGCAAGACCUCUCUAGGAAGGACACACAGCUCCUUGGCCUGCAGACCAAACUUGAGACGCUUACCAAUCAAUUCUCUGAUAGCAAACAGCACAUUGAGGUGCUCAAAGAGUCCCUGACUGCAAAAGAGCAGCGAGCUGCCAUCUUACAAACAGAGGUGGAUGCACUGAGGUUGCGUCUUGAGGAAAAGGAAACGCUGCUUAACAAAAAGAGCAAGCAAAUCCAAGACAUGUCAGAGGAAAAGAGCACACUCAAUGGCGAGAUUCAUGACCUUAAAGACAUGCUGGAUGUAAAAGAGCGAAAAAUCAAUGUGCUACAGAAAAAGAUUGAGAACCUGCAGGAGCAGCUGAGGGAUAAAGAGAAGCAGAUGAGCAGCUUGAGAGAAAGAGUGAAGUCUCUGCAAACUGAUACAUCCAACACAGAUACGGUCCUCAGCACCCUGGAAGACUCUCUGGCUGAGAAGGAAAGAAUCAUUGAACGUCUGAAGGAGCAGCGAGACCGGGAGGAGAGGGAGAAAGUCGAGGAGCUGGACAGCAGUAAGAGAGAGCUAAAAGAGCUUAAGGAGAAAGUGAGCUUGCUGCAGGGUGACCUUUCAGAUCGAGAGAAUUCUUUGCUGGACCUUAAAGAGCAUGCAUCAUCCUUAGCCUCAUCUGGGCUAAAAAAAGACUCCAAACUUAAAACUCUGGAGAUUGCCCUUGAGCAAAGGAGGGAAGAGUGCUCUAAACUGGAGAACCAGCUAAAGAGGGCCCAGAAUGCAGCUGUUGAGGCACAGGCCAACUCAGAGCUCUCCAAGCGAAUUGCCUCACUGGAAGCUGAUGUGACCAGGCACAGAGAGGAGUCAGGGAAGGCCCAAGCUGAAGUCGACCGACUGCUGGAGAUCCUACGACAGAUGGAGAACGAGAAGAAUGACAAAGACAGGAAAAUCAAUGAGCUGGAGAGUGUGGCUUCCAGACAGAUGAAAGAUCAAGGCAAGAAGCCGCCUGGGAAACACAGGGAGUCGGCUGGCAAAGGCCGCAGCGCUGUUGAUGGCCCACAGCAGGAGUCAUUGCGGCAGAAGGCAGAGCGCAUUGAGGAGCUGGAGGAGGCACUGAGGGAGAGCGUACAGAUGACUGCAGAAAGAGAGAUGGUGUUGGCACAGGAGGAGGCGGCACGGAAUCACCAGGAAAAACAGAUGGAGGAGCUGCUCGGGGCAAUGGAGAAGGUGAAGCAGGAGCUUGAGUCUAUGAAAGCCAAGAUGUCAUCCACUCAGCAGUCUCUGGCCGAGAAGGAGGCUCACCUGACCACUCUGAGGGCCGAGAGGAGGAGACAUCUGGAGGAAGUUCUGGAGAUGAAACAGGAGGCUCUGUUAGCUGCUAUCAGUGAGAAGGAUGCUAACAUUGCCCUGUUGGAGCUGUCCUCGUCCAAAAAGAAAAAGACGCAUGAGGAAGUGGCGCAGUUACGAAGGGAGAAGGACCGUCUGGUGCAGCAGCUCAAACAGCAGACACAGAAUCGGAUGAAGCUCAUGGCGGAUAACUAUGAUGACGGACAUCUGAAAAUGCCACCCGACCAGACCAACCACAAAGCUCCAAAAUCCCCAGAUCAGAUUAAAGCUGGUCGGAGAGCUGCAGUACACAGGAGCUCCACCUGACUACACCAGACAGCCAAAGAGGAGCCACCUUUUAUCCCAUCCUUGUUUCUGUACAAAUCAACCCUGACCAAAUCUCCCUACCCUCAUACAGGGCCUUCACACCAACAGUUACUGUUGGAGCCUGGGUUGGAGAGAGUCAGACUGAAGCUGGGACUGUGACCUGGUCUCCUUUAAGAACAGCAGUAAAUGGACCUUUAAUUCCAGGGACUGCCAGCUGUGAUCUAACCCUCCUCUCUCCAGGAUCCCUUUUUAUCCUCUCCUCUCCUCUCCUCUCCUCUGCUCUGCUCUCCUCUCCUCUCCUCUCCUCUCCUCUCCUCUCCUCUCCUCUCCUCUCCUCUCCUCUCCUCUCCUCUCCUCU